Gavia stellata (red-throated loon) is the source of this 1452-nucleotide messenger RNA. It is a transcript of the gene FBXO15, whose product is annotated as F-box protein 15. The transcript has 10 exons. Lineage: Eukaryota; Metazoa; Chordata; Aves; Gaviiformes; Gaviidae. The record is from RefSeq and is a predicted model, not a curated record. Bases 1 to 1452 code for a protein of 483 amino acids. Gene Ontology annotation, molecular function: protein binding.
AUGGCGACGGGCCGCGGCAGGGCCCUGCGGCGCUUUGCUGCCAGGCCUGGAGAAUGUUCUGAAACUGUAAAUGCUAGAAUUAAAAGUAUGUCUUUGAUGCCUUCCAUGAAACUGAAACCUAAUUUGUGCAUUGAGAGCAUGCCAUCAGAAAUGCUGAUGAAGAUAUUUUCCUACUUGGAUGCUGUGUCCCUGUUGUGUGUUGGUUGUGUGAAUAAGCGCUUCUAUCAUAUGGCCAAUGACAAUGGAAUCUGGCUGAAAAUCUAUUCCAGUUGUUUUCAACCAAAAAGGACAAUUUGGAAAAUGACGUCUGAACAAACAGAAACUGUUUCCUUGGGCUGCGCUGCUGCUCUACAUGAUGAAAAGCCUGGGUACUGGAAAAAAGAAUACAUCUUCAAACAAAUAGCUGCUCUCAAAACUAGAGUAAUGCGACUUGUUAAACCUGUAGAUCCUUAUACAGGUCUUCCAUGUAAAAACAAAGAAGCUAUGAAAGCCUCUGGCUUGAGUUGGAUAAUUGUUCUAAAGGACAAAAAUGGAAAGGAACAUGUAAUGGAGAAGGCAAAACUAUCAUUUAAGCAUACAUCUGCUACUAUACUUUGGUAUACUACAAAUUGGCCAUGCUUAGACAUCCUGUCAACCCUAAAACUGUUCGGAGUUAUGCCAUUGCUUCCUGACCAAAGCAGAGCUCCCAGCAAGAACGGACCUCGUCGACGUUCCUUAGUUGCUGAAUACCAUCUUGCUAACCUGACUGAAAGUAGUGUAGCUGUUGGUGCUGAUAAUCUUGUCCAGCUCUUCAGUCUGAAUCCAGGACUCUUAGUAGGACUUUGGAAGGAGAAAAAUGAAAUUGCUUUUGUUAUGGCAAGUCUUCAUUAUCAUCAACUUCUUGAGAGAAGCACUUUGGGUUCUGCUACUGUUCAGUAUGCCCUUCCACCUAAUCAACCUGUAUUGGAUGAUGUUGACCCAGAAUAUGGACUGCAUGACUACAAUCUACAUCUCGAUAUGCACGGUGGAAGCUGCACCUACCUGUGUGGAACGUUCAAGAGCCUCUUCUGCAGAAAAGGUGACAUUGAAAAUGGAUAUUUGAGGCUCACAGCUGUAAGCUUAAAGGAUAAUACAAAGCACUUACCUCUUAUUGGGACAGUUGGCUUAUCCUGGGAAACAGAUGUGUUUAAAGGCAAUGUAAAGGACUGCUGCGUGAUGGAUGUUACUCUCUUGGAUGAAACUGGAAAGCCCUUCUGGUGUUUCAGUGCCCCAGUCUACAUGGAACUAUCUUCCAAGGCAUCCAGCCUUUAUGACUACAUGGGUCAUAUGUAUACCAUAGACUAUGCAGAUUCAGAGGGUAAAGUCUGUAUUGAGUUGGUAUGGUUGGAAGAAACCAAGGAGUAUUUUAUAGUCAAUUUGGUGCUUUAUAUAAGCACCAAAAAGGUAAAUAACUGGUAUGGAACAAAUUACUGA